Molecule: messenger RNA, 696 nt
Organism: Corticium candelabrum
Lineage: Eukaryota; Metazoa; Porifera; Homoscleromorpha; Homosclerophorida; Plakinidae
Exons: 2
Coding region: 1-696 (231 amino acids)
Source: RefSeq, a predicted model, not a curated record
AUGAUACGGGAGUGUGACUCUGGAAAAUCUUCACACUCGAUCAAGCGCAUGGCUUGUCGGUUUACUGCACAGCUGCGGAGGAGUCUUGCUUUGGACGACAAGUCGCAGAACUUACACAGGAAUGCAUCCAUCUCGGUUGAAGGUGGCUUCGAGCAAGCGCCUAAAACAGAUGCGAGACAUUACCGUACGUGUUGCAGUUCUCUUCGUGUGCGGUCCUGGAGCGGGAAGCCUAUGCACGGGCAGUAUCGUCGUCUCACUGAGCAACCGCCUGUGGACAUGAAAGAGACCUACGGAUGGCUAAAGGCAGCGAAUCUUCCUGCUGCAACUGAGGAACUGGUUGUUGCUGCUCAAGACCAAGCUCUUCGGACUCGGUACUAUGAGCGCAAGAUUCUACAUCGUGAUGUCAGUCCUACUUGCCGCAUGUGCAGUGUAGGCCUGGAGACAGUCGACCACAUUGUGGCAGGCUGUAGUGCUUUGGCACCGACGGACUACACUGAUCGACACAAUCAGGUGGCAUCCAUCAUUCACUGGGACGUUUGUCGCCAUUUUGGGGUUCCAGUGGAGAGCAGAUGGUACCGGCAUCAUCCUGAUAGGCUUGUGGAGACGGAUGACAUUACUAUGAUGUGCUGUCCUGCUGAUGGCAACAUCGCCAGGAAACAGACUGAAAAGUUGACGAACACAGUGACUUGCGGCUGA